ACAAGAGGUAGCAAGGUUUGCGUGAUGGCUCUCUAUCACAACAACAACAAUAAUUACUUUCACAAGUUCAGCUGUUAUCUUGUAGUUGUUCUCAUCUGGAGGAUCACUUGAGUAUUGUGUGUUGGUGUUGCAGGAUGCAACCCACGACAGCGACUAAGUCCCAAGUACCUACUUACUGCUAGAGGAUAAAACAACAGGAAAUUUGUACAAAUAUGUAGUCUUGGAGACUGUGAAAGCUAGUGUACUGAGUGGCUGUAAGGAGAUUAAGAUGCUGGAUGCUGAGAUGCUGUGCUGCCGACCCAAGUUCUCAUACAGUAUAUAAUAACAACUUGUCAGAGAACCCAUCAUAACUCCAAGUUGUCGGUAAAUGAGUACAUCGGUACAGUGGAACCUUGUUUUUUGGCUGCUGUGUUUAUCAAUCGAUUCGUAUUUGGCCAGUUUUUCAGCAGAAACUUUGCUCCGCAUAUUGGCCAUAUUAGAUACAUCAGCCCGCCUCCCGCCGGGAUGCCACUGUAUAGCUGAACCAAGUGCCGGAAGAGUUAUGCUAGGAGUGCCACUACCAUGUAACUGGCAGAAAUGCAAUAGAUACAUAAAGACUACAUGUUGAGUGUCAACAGUUAGCAUCUUAAGGUUUACUUCAACAUCCUGGCUUAUAAGGGCAACCUCAACAUCCUGGCUGCUACAAGGACAACCUCAACAUCCUGGCUGUUACAUGGAAAACCUCAGCAUUCUGGCUACUACAUGCACAACCUCAGCAUCCUGGGUGCUACAUGCAUAACCUCAACAUCUUGGCUGCUACAUACACAACCUCAACAUCCUGGCUGCUACAUGCACAACCUCAACAUCUUGGCUGCUACAUGCACAACCUCAACAUUUUAUUAACGUAACUUUGUUCAGUGAAAUAUUGUAAUUAUUAUUUUUACUAAUUGCAGUGAAUAAUAUAGUUCUGCACUACCAACAGCUAUUGCGUGAAUGUUUACCAAAUUUUAGAGAAAAUGUGCACAUUUAUAAAAAAUAGGAAAUUUAUUGUAAGAAAUUAGUAGUGAACUAAUAUUUUAUUGUACAAGCAUCCUGAAUAUAAUGUAUUUAACUUGGCAUUUUUUUGAAAAUCAAGCUUGUUGUGGUAAUGUAAAUAAUUGAUUAAGCUUUGUCAUACUUCCAUGAAAAUAAUUGAUUAAGCUUUGUCAUGUUCCCAGGAAAAUAAUUGAUUAAGCUUUGUCAUACUUCCAUGAAAAUAAUUGAUUAAGCUUUGUCAUGUUCCCAGGAAAAUAAUUGAUUAAGCUUUGUUAUGCUUCCAAGAAAGUAACUGAUUAAGCUUUGCCAUACACCAGUUUAUAAGUUUGUAAUAUACAAUGCUUUCAAGAAGUCUUAUUGUCUACGACUUGAGAAUUGUCUUUUAUUAAGUGCAUAAUUUUCCUGCAUCAGAGUAUGUUCAUACUAGUCAUCUUACUGUUAUAUUCCUGCAUCAGCUUGCUCAAAUUGGAAAAGAUGCUUUAAUUAUAUUUUCUCAGUAAUUUAUUCCUGAUUUUCAGCACCAUUAUCAUGCAGUGUAUUGUGGCACUUUUAUCAAGGUCUGCACUUGAAAAAAGUUUAAACAUUUUUGAGGAGAACUUAAAAAGUUGUGGUAUUUAGACAACAGAAGAUGAGCAUACAUAAAUUCAGUAAUUUAUAGACAUCUAAUUUCCAUGUUUUUUAAAAUAUUCAUUACAUUACCUGUGUUUUCUCACUGCAAAAAGCAACUGUGUUCAGUGUUAAACCAUUGUUACAUAUAAACUUAGAUUAACUUACUAGUGUGCAGAGUGUAACUUUGUGUAUUACUAAUUUUUCUAGGUAAUAUGUCAGCAGGUUUCUGGAAAGAACAUUUUAAAAAUUUUUGUUUUGAAGAUUAUUAUUCGGUAUAUUUAUCUCUGUAUUGCAAUAAUAUUUCAUAAAUUAGAAAUUUUACAGCAGUUCUCAAUGUUUCAAAGAUUGAAGAUAAUUCUUACAAAUUAUUUGCAAGAUUUCAAAUAGAAGAGAAACUGCAGUAUUAUUGUGAAAGUCUUUUGAAAAUAUAUUUCUAUAAGUAAUCUCAAGAAAACUUAGAAUGGACUGAAUUAUUUUUGAUACUUAGAGGAACAAAUAUAAGGCUGUAUCUGACACUACAAGUGUGUGUUUCUUAGAAAUUCCUAAAUAUUGCUGUUGAUUAAACUUGUAUAUUGAGACUGAAGAAUAUAUUUAUAUUAGCAUUCUCUUUAUUGAAAAGACUUAACAAAAAUCAUCUCUAAUACAAUACAAAAGAAGUUUGUGCAGAAGAUACACACAAACAUUUAGCAUCAUAGAGACUUUUUAAAUAGAAUAUAUCUAAUAAGACAAAAUGAGAGUCAACAGUGGAGAGAAGCCUUAUAAAUGUUCAGUGUGUCUAAAAGACUUCUCAAGGAAAUCCAAUCUAAGAGAACAUAGGAAAGUUCAUACUGGAGACAAACCACAUCAGUGUUCAGAGUGUCUGAAGGAUUUUUCACAAAAAUCCAGCCUCGUAAAACAUAUGAAGCUGCAUAGAGGAGAGAAACCGUAUCAAUGUUCAGAGUGCAAGAAAGAAUUUUCACAAAAAUCACAUCUGAUACGACAUAUGAGAGUUCAUACAAAAGAGAAACCUUAUCAGUGUUCAGAAUGUCGGAAAGACUUCUCGGAUAAAUCGAAUCUCUUAAAACAUAUGCGAGUACACACAGGAGAGAAACAUUAUCAGUGUCCUGAUAGUGUAGAAGACUUUUCACAAAAAUCCAGUCAUGUAGAACCCACGAGACUUUUAGAAGAGAAACCUUAUCGUUGUUCAGUAUGUCUUAAAAGCUUUUCAAGAAAAUCGCAUUUAAUUCAACAUAUGAAAGUGCAUACAAAGGAGAGGCCAUAUCAGUGUACAGAGUGUCUAAAAUAUUUCUCUGAAAAAUCUAAUCUUUUAAAACAUAGACGAGUCCAUACAGGAGAGAAGCCAUAUCAGUGUUCAGAGUGUCUAAAAGUUUUUUCACAAAAAUCUAAUUUAAUCAAACACUUGAAACUUCACACAGGAGAGAAACCAUAUCAGUGUUCAGAGUGUCCUAAAGAGUUUAAACAAAAAUCACAUCUGAUGCAACAUAUGAAGGUUCACACUAGAGAGAAGCCUUAUCAAUGUUCAGAAUGCCAAAAAAACUUCUCAGAAAAAUCACACUUAUUAAGACAUAUGAAUAUUCAUACAGCAGGAAAGAUAUAUAAAUGUUCAAAGUGUUUGAAAGACUUUUUGCAAAAAUCAUGUCUUGUAAAACACAUGAGACUUCAUGUGACACAGAAGUCUCAGAAUUAUUCAGUGUGCCUAAAAGACUUCAGAAAAAUAACAUCUAACGAGGUUCAUGAGAGCUCAUAAAGGAGAAAAAUGAUAUUCAUUUAUAAGAAGUCUAGGAUAAUGCUUAAUUAAAAUCAAAUCUUUUAAAAUACUAAGCUGUACAAAACAGAAACAAAGACUGUUAAUAUUUUAUAUGCUAUAUGUCCAGCGAAGCAAUGUGCUAUCUUUUGGUGUAGGGUUUGGGAAUGUAUUUAUAAAAAAAUCAUUAUUAUGAUUGAAAUUGUCAUAAUAGGAUGAGCCACCUCUGGGUUUUUUCAGAUUAAUAAAAUAUUAAUACAUAUCUACAUUAGGCAGCAGGUGGGUCUAUGGAAAAUGAGGUGAGCCAUAGAAUUUACUAGAGGAUAAAGGUGAGUGGUGCACUGAGGCAUCUGGAGACAAAGAAUGUUAUCCAUGGAGACAAAGAGGGAAAUGUAUAAGAUUAUUGUGGUACCAAUUCUUUUAUAUGGGUGUGUAGCAUGGGUUGUGAAUGUUGCAGCAAGGAGACUGGAGGAGUGCAGAUGUCAUGUCUGUGGGCAAUGUGUGGUGUGAAUAUUAUACAGAGAAUCUGUAGGUAUUAGAGAGGAUGAAACAAAAUAGGAUGACUUGGAGGGCAUAUACAUAAAUCUGUAGUAGAGGGAAGGUGGGAUGGGGGUUCAUCCUAGGAAAGGUUGGAGUAAGUGGGAAGGGGUAAAGGAGGUUUUGUGUGUGUGAGGUGGAAACAUAAACACAUAUGCAGUUUAAUGUGUUCCUUUAUUGACAACAUUUCGCCCACACAGUGGGCUUUUUCAAGUCACAAACAGAUCUACCUGGGGUGGAAGGUACGUGAGUAUUUAUAGUC
Molecule: messenger RNA, 4166 nt
Organism: Cherax quadricarinatus
Lineage: Eukaryota; Metazoa; Arthropoda; Malacostraca; Decapoda; Parastacidae
Product: zinc finger protein 271
Biological process (GO): regulation of gene expression
Cellular component (GO): nucleus
Source: RefSeq, a predicted model, not a curated record